Messenger RNA from Miscanthus lutarioriparius, 3171 nucleotides. The record is from the annotation of a GenBank genome assembly. Lineage: Eukaryota; Viridiplantae; Streptophyta; Magnoliopsida; Poales; Poaceae.
AUGAUGUGUCCAUGCUUGCAGGUCAUCCAGGCAGACACCAUUGAAGCAGCUGCAGAACGAAUUCUCAUUGAGCUCAAUGCUGGCGACACUAAUACUGAGAGAACCAUCAACACCAGAGACAACGUGAUCUACUUCGAUGGCUGGGACGGGCUGGGUGCAUCUGCUGUCCUUAGAGCUGUUUGCCAACGCCUUGCCACAGCUUCAGAAGCCCCAGCAGGCCUGCAGUUUGAUCAGGUCAUCAACAUCGACUGCUCCAAGUGGGUGAACAGGAGAGCUAUGCAGAGAGUGAUAGCAGAGCAGCUGGAGCUUCCUGCUGAGGUUAUCGAUAUAAUAGACAGGCGUGAUGAGGAGGACGACUACCGUGGUCAAGACCAGAGCUCCCGUGAUGUCAUACCACAAGUUGUCAGAGAGAUCUACCAAAGGAUACAGAACCGUAGGUUCCUGGUGAUUUUUUACAAUGGAAGCAAUAAGGACAUUGAUCUAGCCAAUCUUGGCUUCCCUCUGCAAGACUUGGGCUUCCAUCUAUACUCAAGCAACAAGGUCCUGUGGACAUUUCAAGGAAGUUUCCGGCUAAUGCCCAUGACAAAAGUCAGCAGGGCAGCGCAGAGCAUAGGAACCACAGGUGUUUUCCUAUCAGCAGCCUCAAGCCAACAGGAUCAAGAUCCACAUGUGUUCUGGUCUUAUCUUGUGCUGCAAGAGGCUGCAGAACUUGUUGCUGGCAAGGAUGAUAGUUCUGGCAUCAACGUUCAGCCAGAACAGGUUGCUGAGUGCUUCUUGUAUACAUUGAAUCUAUGUGGCAUGGGCCGUCACUUCAUGAUGGACUAUGAUCUGGCAACUCAUGGCUGCAAUUACUGGAUAUGUGAUGGCAUCAUACGUCCACAACAGAGACAAAGACAUGUUGACCACGAUGGAUUGUGGUCAGCUGCUGAAGCUCUGCAGCGUGAGAUGCAAAUGGAUGUGGACUACUACCACCAUGACCACAAAAAUUUGCCCACUCACCUUGUUAAGUUUGCUGAGAUCAUGCCAUGCUGGACUUCUCCAACAUACCGCGUCGUUCAGAUCCUUGAUAGGGCCACUCCUAUCAGAUGCAACUUUGAUCAUUAUGACAAACUUGCUGUCCUCAAACUAUCAUACUGUACAUUCACCUUCUCAUUGCCUCCAUUCUUGUGCUGCCAAAGCCUUAAAUUUCUAUGGCUCGACCACUGUCGGGACAUGGAGAGCAGCACAGAUGGAGACAUGGAGAAGGCGGAUGACAUCCACCAGUGGAUCCAAAGAUUGUGGGUGCUGGAUGUGCGCAACACAUGCUGUAAUCGCAUUUUAUCUGCACGGAUGCUAGAUUUCAUGACUCAGCUAAGGGUGUUAAAUGUGAUUGGAGCCAAGGAUUGGGACAUGCGCCAGUUGCAGGGGCGGCUGCCUAAUAUCCGCAAUCUUCGAGUAACAAAGUCUACAAUUCAAUGUGGUACUUAUAUCUGGGAAGAUGACUUGUUCACAGGGAUGAAAAAGAUGGAGGUUCUUGACCUUUCUGGAAACAAAAUAAUUAGCGGAAAGAGAUGCAUAUCUGCCACGGAACAGAGCUGCAGCCUGGAGACCAUCAUAAUUGACCAGGGAUGUGUUGAAUUAGAGCAGAUCUCCUUGACUGGGUGUUCUAAGCUAAAGAAUGUACUUUUGAGAGGAUUAUUCGAAGAGCUUGUGAACCUUGAUAUCUCAGGAUCAGGUGUGAAAAGGUUGGAUCUCAGUGCAAUGAUAGCAUUGAAACUUGAUGAGGUCAUUCUACUUGACUGCAACAUGCUUUGUGCGAUCCUGUGGCCACCAGAAGGAAGAAGGAAAACAUAUUUUGACACCCUGCGCAUUCAAACCAGAAAGGAGAGUAACACACCUAGUGCAACAUCAGGAUUAAAGUCAUCAGCAUUGUCAGUGAUAUCUGGUAGUCGAGCACCCUCUGAAUAUAAGUGGUAUAUUUCAGUAUAUGAUGCAAGGCUCCUCUGGUCACUUGUACCUUUGAAAGUGUAUUUCGAUGAGCACGUUGUACAUGUCGAGAUUUCCUCUCCUUGUCAUCGAACUGUUGAAGUUGCUGGUAGCAGUGAUCAAGCGCUCAAGAGCAGCAUCGGCCGUGUGGAGCAGGUUCUAAUAGAUCAGAAUCAAGAAGAGAGUCCAGAAGGUAAUAAUGCAUCAAUAUAUGCAGAUAUCGUCAUUGCUGCCAAGAACCACCAGCAACAGGCGAAGGGAGACGGUCGUAGGUCUCUUACAUCCAUCAUGUGGGCAUGGCCUUGCCCACAUGCUCCUAAUCUUGAACCAUCAACCUGCUACAUGGACAUACAAGACUGGCCACUGGGAACCAAGUCACAACUAACUAGUCAACAAACUGCUAAGAUUACUAUACCAGAUGUUAUAUGCAACAGUACUCGCAUCAUGUAUGUGCAUGACAGCUUGUACAUCACUCAUAUGCCUGGCCCAGCACCUUCUCUAGGAGCAGAAUGGAAAAAUCUUUGGUGGUGCCGAGUGGAGCGUUGCCCUGAGAUGGACUGUGUCUUCCCAAGUACAAUGAUAGGUGGUGAAAACUGGACCACGAUAUUUUACAGACUGAGGACACUAUGGGUGUCCCAACUUCCCAAGGCACAGUUCAUAUGGAGCUGGAGGAAACACGAGAUCUAUGGAGUUUCAUUUCAGGAUCUGGAAUUCAUGCAUGUGGACUUCUGCCCCCGGUUGACACAUGUUCUCCCCUUAUCUUUGGCAUUGAUCCAAGGACUUGGCCUAAACUACCUAAGGACCCUAGAGAUUGUGUGGUGCGGAGAUCUGAGGGCAGUUUUCCCUUUGGACACUGACGCCGAGAGCUACCAAGAUCGACGACAUCAGGCGAUUACUGUGAAAUUUCAAUACCUUCAGCGUAUUCACUUGCACGAGUUGCCUAUGCUACAUGGCUUCUGCGGACGUGGAAGGAUGUACACACCAAACCUUGAGAGCAUGGUGAUUAGGGGCUGUUGGAACCUCACACGCAUACCAUCCGUUGGUGGUGGCCACAUUACCAAGAAGGUGAAGUGCGACUGUGAAAAGGAAUGGUGGGACAGGCUGGAGUGGGAUGGGGUGCAGGAAAAUCACCAUCCAUCCCUAUAUGAACCAAGCCACCCAAGAUAUUACAAGAACACCUUGCUCAGGGGCUCCGUUCUCAUAUGA